AUCUGACCGACUCGCCAAGUUAUCCUUCACUUCUACCCCUCGUCGUUGUUUAUUCGCAAAGCGAAAUUAAAAAAAAAAAAAAAAAAAAUGGCUCCAGCGAAGAAGGGGAAAGCCAAGGCAGAGAAGGCAGAGCCAACUCAGUCCUCCAAAAACAACUCCAAAUUCCCAUCGUCCAUCCGCUUGGUUCCUCCCUCGUCUGUUGCCAUCACCAUACACGCCAAGCCCGGCGCCAAAUCUUCCUCCAUCACCGAUUUCGGCGAGGACGCCGUAGGGGUCCAGAUAGACGCACCUGCCAAAGACGGUGAAGCUAACGCGGCUCUUCUUGAUUAUAUUAGCUCGGUUUUGGGGGUCAAACGAAGGCAGGUUUCAAUAGGUUCUGGCUCUAAAUCACGAGAUAAGGUGGUAAUUGUUGAGGAGAUAACUCUACAGAGUGUAUUCGAUGCUUUGAACAAAGCAUCCAAGUGCUAGCAACGGAGAGACACAGUGUCAAGUGCAAAUUAUUGUAAGAUUCAAGCAAUUGAUGAUACUUUUUGUUUCCUUCAUUUAACAUGAAGCUAACAAAACGAAGGAAAAUCCUGGCAAACAAUAGGGGCACUUAAAAGUGGGGCAUUUUGUCACAUUUCACUUGUAAAACAGUUUUGAUGAAUGAUUGUAAUUAAGAAGACUUGGAUAACCAGAGCUACUCUUGUCUAUGGAAUUGUUGUUCAUGGUAACAACCUUGAGGAGUCCAACUAGUUUCAUGCAUCGAAUUAGGACAGAGAUAAAUGUUGUACUUUCUAAUAAUAGAAAAUGAAAAGAAGUUAUCUACUCUUUAUUUGAACUUGAGGCUAAGGUUCUCAUAAAUUUUAU
Molecule: messenger RNA, 849 nt
Organism: Durio zibethinus
Lineage: Eukaryota; Viridiplantae; Streptophyta; Magnoliopsida; Malvales; Malvaceae
Source: RefSeq, a predicted model, not a curated record